Neurospora tetraspora is the source of this 2436-nucleotide messenger RNA. RefSeq names its product SET domain-containing protein. The record is from RefSeq and is a predicted model, not a curated record. Gene Ontology annotation, molecular function: NAD binding; protein binding; NADP binding. Gene Ontology annotation, cellular component: nucleus. Lineage: Eukaryota; Fungi; Ascomycota; Sordariomycetes; Sordariales; Sordariaceae. The coding region runs from base 1 to 2436 and encodes 811 amino acids. The transcript has 4 exons.
AUGUCGGACACAAAACAACCGGUGGCCUUCAUCGGCCUCGGGGCCAUGGGCUUCGGCAUGGCCACUCAUCUCAUCAAGCAAGGCUACCCCGUAACCGGCUUUGAUGUCUGGCCCCCAACCCUCGAGAAGUUCUCGGCCGCCGGCGGUCUCACGGCCUCCACCCCGGCCUCGGCCGUGGCCGACAAGCCGCUCUGCGUCUGCAUGGUAGCCACUGCGCAACAAGCCCAAUCUGUGCUCAUCGACGGGCCAGACGCCGCCGCUCCAACUCUGCCCCAAGGAGCUGUCCUCCUCCUCUGCUCCACCGUCCCCUGUGACUAUGUCCAAUCUCUUGCCAAGCAGCUCUCCGCCAUUGGCCGUCCGGACAUUCAUCUGAUCGACUGCCCUGUCUCCGGCGGUGCCGCCCGCGCCGCCGACGGCACCCUUUCCAUCAUGGCGGGAGUGCCCUCCGAAGAAGCCCUUGGCAAGUCCAAGCCGCUUCUGGAAGAGCUUGCGGACCCAGCCAAGCUGUACAUCGUCCAGGGCGGCAUCGGCGCCGGCAGCAACAUGAAGAUGGUGCACCAAGUGCUUGCGGCUGUGCAGAUUCUCGCGGCGAGCGAGGCCAUGGGGUUUGCCACUCAUCUGGGACUGGACCUAGCAAAGACGAACGAGGCCGUUCUCAACUCGAAUGCGUGGAACUGGAUGUUUGAGCACCGGACGCCGAGGAUGUUGACAGGCUAUCAGCCCAUUGCGAGUGCGACGGUGAUCAUUGUCAAGGAUACGAGCAUCAUCACGGCCGAGGCCAGGAGGAGCGGGUUCCCCACGCUGAUGACGAGCGUGGCCGAGCAAGUGUAUUUCUCAGCCGUAGGAAGGGGAUACGGGGCGGACGACGACAGCGGGCUGGUAAGGCUGUAUGCCGAAGGCAAGGGCAAGGUUGGACCGGUUCAAGGGACCGCUGGAAGUGACGAGGAGAAGCUAGCGCUGGUGAUCGGACUGUUGAAGGGGAUAUUGCUUUGCUCGGCGGCGGAGGCCCUGGCUUUCGCGGAUAAGGUUGGACUGGACCUCGACCAGGUGUUUGACCUGUGUAUCAACGCGGCGGGAGGAAGUCGGAUGCUGAACAAGUAUGGCCCCAGUAUCAUCAAGGCUUUCCGGGAGGGCACGGCGAGGCAGGGAUGGACUGCUGCCGAGAGCAAGACGAGUCUCCAGGAGGUUGCAGAUGGUCUCUUUGCGGCUGUUGAGGAGGCUCAGAGACUUAAAGCGCCUGUUUUCUUGGGCAGCCAGGCGUUGAAUGUCAUCCGGCUUGCGCUGCAGUCGAGCCCAGCUGGAGUUGCGGCGGGGGCUGUUGUGAAGGUGCUGAUCCUUCUCGUCUCCUGGUUUCCAUACCAAAGGGUCGAAAGCUGUUCAGGUUUACCCUUCCAGCCGGUCACGAUCCGCUCAGAGCAAGAUCAUCUGGUCAAAGCCAAGAUGGAGAGAGCUUUCCGUCCUCACUUCUUCAACCACGGGAAGCCAGAUGCCAACCCAGAAGAGACAAGAAACUGUCACUGGUGUCAGAUCCGAUCCUUCGCCACCCAUACUCAGCUCCCCAUCUCCAUCGUCAACCACGAAGACGAUGCCUUCCUCAACCCAAACUUCCGUUUUAUCGACCACUCGGUGAUAGGCAAAAACGUUCCUGUGGCCGACCAGUCUUUCCGUGUAGGCUGCUCCUGCGCCAGCGACGAGGAGUGCAUGUACUCAACAUGUCAGUGUCUCGACGAAAUGGCGCCAGAUAGCGACGAGGAAGCCGAUCCCUAUACCCGGAAGAAGCGAUUUGCCUACUACUCUCAGGGAGCGAAAAAGGGACUGUUGCGAGAUAGAGUCUUGCAAUCCCAGGAGCCCAUCUACGAGUGUCAUGAGGGUUGCGCCUGUUCCAAGGACUGCCCAAACCGAGUGGUAGAACGCGGCCGGACUGUGCCGCUACAGAUCUUUAGGACCAAAGAUAGGGGUUGGGGCGUCAAGUGCCCCGUUAAUAUCAAGAGGGGGCAAUUCGUGGACCGGUACUUGGGCGAAAUCAUUACUAGCGAGGAGGCCGACCGGCGACGAGCAGAGUCGACUAUUGCCAGACGGAAGGACGUUUAUUUAUUCGCCCUCGAUAAGUUUUCCGACCCGGAUUCUCUAGAUCCCCUACUGGCCGGGCAGCCGUUGGAGGUCGACGGCGAGUAUAUGAGUGGGCCUACUAGGUUCAUCAAUCACAGCUGCGAUCCCAAUAUGGCCAUCUUUGCUCGGGUGGGCGACCACGCCGAUAAGCAUAUCCACGACCUUGCCCUGUUCGCCAUCAAGGAUAUCCCCAAAGGGACGGAGUUGACAUUCGACUAUGUCAACGGACUGACAGGGCUGGAGAGCGACGCGCAUGACCCGUCAAAGAUAUCGGAGAUGACCAAAUGUCUCUGUGGAACUGCCAAGUGCAGAGGCUAUCUGUGGUAA